This is a messenger RNA of [Torrubiella] hemipterigena, 753 nucleotides long. The record is from the annotation of a GenBank genome assembly. Lineage: Eukaryota; Fungi; Ascomycota; Sordariomycetes; Hypocreales; Clavicipitaceae.
CUCCGGCUCAUCUUUUUUUAACUACGACAACGCCAAACGACGCCAUAUAGGCAUACGCAACCGGAAAAUCUGCAUCGUAAUAUUCUUGAAAAAAUGACGGUUGAUGUAUCUGACGACGGUGCCAGACGCACUGCCCAUGUCCAAAGCGUCCUGGACUCGUUGAAAGAACGCAGCUUCAUCUACGGCACAAUUCUCUCUACAGUUCAACUCACCUCCGUCACAAAAGGCACAGCCAUCACACGCCUUACUCUGGACGAGAAGCAUGUUAACAGCAAGGGCGGCCUGCACGGAGCUGUCUCGGCCACUAUUGUAGAUUUCACCACCGGCCUGGCCAUUGCAUCCUGGGACUUGCGAGAAACGACAGGCGCAAGCGUGGACAUGCAUCUGACAUAUGUCGGCACAGCUGGAAAGGGCGACUUGGUUGAAAUCACAUCCGUGGCGGAAAAGGUUGGCGGAAACAUGGCAUUUGUUACGGUGAAGAUUGAAAAGUUGGUUUCGGAGACCGAGAGAAAACCGGUGACUUUGGCGCAACACACCAAGUUUGUCAGAGGAACAGCACCUGCAGCAACUACGAGCUGAAAUUUAUCUUAUGACAACAUCAAACAAACGAGAUGGAACGGAUGCGGCGACGAUAUGAUUCACUAGAUAUGAUAUGCGUGGAAGCAUUGAAGGAAGCAUAGUGGAAUGAACACGGCAAUAGAGCAACGAUACACCACAUUACAUAUCUUAAUUAUAGAAACAAUCCAGAACUGU